AUAUUUGUCAGAAAGUAUUACUUUUAGGAUUAAAAUGUUAUAUGUGCUGUCUCGUGUAACUUUUUAUUAUCGAAUAUUGGCAACACUGAAUACCGGUACGGGAUCAGCCAUUUUGAAUUUGAUCCCGCACACGUAUUAUGUGUGUUGAGUCUUGUCCUUAAAUUUCGUAGAAGUCCCUUUCACACGUCAAGAUGGUUAGGGAGGACAAGGCCACCUGGAAAACCAACUACUUCACCAAACUUAUUCAACUUUUGGACGAGUACCCAAAAUGUUUCAUUGUGGGAGCAGACAAUGUGGGCUCACAGCAAAUGCAGCAGAUCCGCAUCUCGCUCCGAGGUCACAGUAUUGUAAUGAUGGGCAAGAACACCAUGAUGCGCAAAGCCAUCAAGGACCAUCUGGAGACUAAUCCGGCUCUGGAGAAGUUGUUGCCCCAUAUCAAGGGCAAUGUUGGCUUUGUGUUCACCCGUGGAGACCUUGUUGAUGUGCGUGACAAGCUGUUGGAGAACAAAGUCCGCGCACCAGCCCGUCCCGGUGCUAUCGCACCCCUCUCGGUCGUCAUCCCCGCACACAACACCGGUCUUGGCCCUGAGAAGACCUCCUUCUUCCAGGCUCUCUCUAUCCCUACCAAGAUUUCUAAGGGUACUAUUGAAAUUAUCAACGAUGUCCACAUCCUGAAACCUGGUGACAAGGUGGGCGCUUCUGAAGCCACCCUGCUGAAUAUGUUGAACAUUUCACCAUUCUCGUAUGGUCUUGUGGUCAAACAGGUGUAUGACUCUGGAACCAUCUUCGCACCUGCCAUCCUGGACAUCAAGCCAGAGGACCUACGCGCCAAGUUCCAAGAGGGUGUGGCUAACGUGGCCGCGCUGUCGCUGUCCAUCGGCUACCCGACGGUUGCAUCCGCGCCGCAUUCCAUCGCCAACGGAUUCAAGAAUCUGCUGGCCCUCGCGGCUGUCACAGAAGUGGACUUCAAGGAAGCCACCACUAUCAAGGAGUACAUCAAGGACCCGAGCAAGUUCGCAGCCGCUGCGGCUGCCGCUGCUCCGGCUGCCGCCGCUCCUGCUGGCGACGCCAAGAAGGAGGAGAAGAAGGAAGAAAAAGAGGAGUCCGAGAGCGACGACGACAUGGGCUUUGGUCUGUUCGACUAAGCUCCUGCAAUAUGGAAACAAGAUCCGUACAGCCGGCUGAUGAUAACACCUUAGUAGCCGGUCUUUCUUGUCUCCUGAAGCCCUCGUCUCGCACCCACGUGGAGGAAGUGUCAACGCCGCCGGGCUGGAUCCCCAUAUGGCGGCCGAUACUUUUUUACAUGGCUCGUGCUUGUCAAUAAAACCAUUUGUGGUA
Messenger RNA from Galleria mellonella (greater wax moth), 1338 nucleotides. It is a transcript of the gene RpLP0, whose product is annotated as 60S acidic ribosomal protein P0. The transcript is spliced from 7 exons. Gene Ontology annotation, cellular component: cytosolic large ribosomal subunit. The record is from RefSeq and is a predicted model, not a curated record. Gene Ontology annotation, molecular function: large ribosomal subunit rRNA binding; structural constituent of ribosome. Gene Ontology annotation, biological process: cytoplasmic translation; ribosomal large subunit assembly; ribosome biogenesis. The coding region runs from base 192 to 1145 and encodes 317 amino acids. Lineage: Eukaryota; Metazoa; Arthropoda; Insecta; Lepidoptera; Pyralidae.